Molecule: messenger RNA, 4014 nt
Organism: Phyllopteryx taeniolatus (common seadragon)
Lineage: Eukaryota; Metazoa; Chordata; Actinopteri; Syngnathiformes; Syngnathidae
Gene: stx11b.1
Product: syntaxin 11b, tandem duplicate 1
Exons: 3
Coding region: 420-1316 (298 amino acids)
Biological process (GO): exocytosis; synaptic vesicle fusion to presynaptic active zone membrane; intracellular protein transport
Cellular component (GO): endomembrane system; presynaptic active zone membrane; synaptic vesicle
Molecular function (GO): SNARE binding; SNAP receptor activity
Source: RefSeq, a predicted model, not a curated record
CCGCCAUAUUGAAUGUGUCAAGGGGCUGAACCUUCGAGACGUCGCCAGUCAUUUUCGUCGCUUGGCUGCUCGAAUCGUUCUGAUUACCAUCAGCACUCCUAACAAUCUUCCUCUUCGUUAAAAGCAAAACUGGUGACAAAUACAAUAAAUCCUAUACGUAAUUUGGUACAAUAUAGUGCAGAAACACGCAUCAACUUCAUUACCGGCGCUCCCACAGCUGAUCACGCACCUUUGUUUUUAAACUUUGCCGUCACAAACCCACCGGUCUUCAUUCCUGCCUCGCUCCUUCUGUCACUCGGACAAAACUCAACCGACGUCGGCGGCCGCAGAUAGCUGCUCCCCGCACAUGUAAGAUGGUGCUGCAACAACAGCAAACUCAUUUGUAAGACAAACGUUCGACACAAAACAAAAGCUCAACCAUGAGGGACCGACUGAGCUACAUGCAGGAAUUGUCCAGUAGCCACGUGGAGCCGAUGGAGUACGCCGAGUCGGCCUUGUCGGACACCCUCAGUAACGUGGACCUGGAGGACGAGCUACCCCACGAGGCGGUGGUGUUCGACAACAGCCCCGCCAUGACCAAGCUCUUCGAGCAGGCGCAGGAAAUUCACAAAGACGUCCAGCUCAUUCGUCUGGAGGUGAAAAGGCUCCGGGAACAGAACUCUCGCAUGUUCCAGAGCGUCACCACCAUGAGCACCGUCAAAAGGGACGCAAACGCCAUCGGCGCCGAUAUAAAGACACGGGCCGAACGCGUGCUAUCGCACCUGCGGGACAUGGAUAACACGGCCCGCAAGCUAGAAGAAGCGCACGGCCCCAAUUCGGCCAUCGCGCGCAUCGCCCGAACCCAGUACGCCUGCCUGAGCAACGGCUUCCGCGACGCCAUGUUUGACUACAAUGAAGCCGAGAUGAGCCACCGAGACAACUGCAAAGCUCAGAUCCAGAGGCAGAUGGAGAUUGUGGGGCGCGACGUGACCGGCGACGAGGUAGAGGACAUGAUCGAGAAGGGGCACUGGAACAUCUUCACCGACAACAUCAUGGCGGAGGGCAAGACGGCUCGCGCGGCUCUGUCCCAGAUCGAAAAGCGCCACCAGGAGCUGGUGGACCUGGAGAACCGCAUCAAGGGAGUCCACGAGAUCUUCCUGGAUGUCGCGCUGCUGGUGGAGGAGCAGGGCUCCAUGCUCGAUUCCAUCCAGACCAACGUUCAGACAACGGACGAGGUCUUGCAGGACGCGGUCUUCAAACUCGGCAAGGCCAAGCGUCACGACAGGAACAAUCCGUUUAAAAAGAUGUUUUGUAGUUGCUUCCCGUGCUUUGACUAAAGCAAGUAAACCUCAUUUAUCACGGGAGAUAUGUUCCAGAACCACCUGCAGUAGGUGAAAAUCGGCUGGAUGGAGAUAAGAGGCGCGAGAAUUGUGGCCGAAAGAAGCUUUUGCGCGCGUGCGCCCCGAGUCUCUUUGUGUUUUACUGUUCUCGAUAUUUCCUGAAUCUCCCCAACAGGAUUCAAAAAAAGUACCGAGAACAGAUGAAUCGAGUUUAGGUCCAGAAAAUCUUUUUAAAAGUACAACAGCGGCUGUGGCUCUUCUUUCCCACAUGCCAGGGCAUUAAAAUAAGCAAACUGUAAAAACCCUAAAAAACGAUCACUUAAAAAGAGACGCAAUAUAGCAGGCUCGCAAACGAUGAACCGUGAUUAUAGCGAGGGAACACUACACGUGUACCCAUUUUCUUAAUCCGCCCAACUCUGUAUUGAUUGGUACUGAACAGGUUUAAUAUUUACGAUGGUCGGCCCCGACCGUUUUCCGAGCAAAACGGGCAAGAAAAAGAAAAAAAAAAAUCACUCUUAAUACAACCCGCACCAUAAUCAGGAUAAUCAUUCAGAGUCAUCUGACAAUCUGCCGCCUCCUGAUUUGGAUCGCAAGUGAGGAAAAUUGUCGCUACGUGUGUUCUUCGUCAUAUGUGGAUUUUUUUGUGUCUCCAGGAAGUGAAACUUGAGUAUAAUAAGAGACUGAGGAUAAAAAAAAAUACUUUGGUGAUUGUGUUAAGAUAUUUGUAUGAAAGAUUUGUGAUGGGUAUCUCAAACCAGGAAACAAGAAAUAAUAAUAAUUUUGCACAUAACGAAUGAUGAUAAGCACAACUCUAUAAAACCAUAUUCCUCUGGGCUUGCCAAAGAAAAAACCCACCACAGUUCAAAGAAAUAAACUUUCCAAUACAUCCCCGCCCAAUGAAAAGCAUGUACAGAAUAUCCAGAUUAAUUUUUGUCGUGUCUUGUAUAAAAACACAAAAUUGUAAAUGCCAGAUUAUACAUUUUCCUGCUCAGAACUAUUGCAUGCUGUAUGUUUGACCCUUGGUAUGUAAAUAUACUGUAAAAAAAUGAAUGAGAAAACUGUUUAUAUUGUCCAUUAGAAUGUCUUUUAUGUCUAUGAUUUAUUGAAUUAUUGCUGCCUGAUGACCAAAAACCUUGUUUUCAUCCUUUUUUUGCACAAAACGAACACACACAAAAAUCCAUUGUUGAUUCCUUGUAUUCCUCUGUAACACUCAAGUGUGAGCUUCAAGGGAAUUCAUCGCUGUGGAUUUAUGUCUGCAACUUUUUUUUUCUUUUUUAAAAUUAAUCUCUGUUGUCUGUCAUUCAACCAUAAAAAAAAAAAAAAAACUAAUUAAAAACAUGUUCAAGUGAUGGAUCUUUAUUCAAGCCCUUACCGGAAAACAAAUUUCUAAAAAAGGUAAAUGAACGCCAUGAUGUAAUGAAUAUUUCAAAUGUCACGUACCCACGUGCCAUUUUGCAAAACACGGCAGCUCACUGAUUAGCAAAAAUACAUCGUGUGCUGGAGUUAAAAUAGAAUCUUUUCAAAGUAUUCCUUGCGGCGCGACGUCGACGAACAGGUCAACCCGGUCUUUGACUUUCUUACAUUUAACAAACUAUGCAAAGACACCUUCCAGGAAGAGUUGUUGCUAGAAAGGGAGGGCCUCCGUUUAAGGAUUGUGACGUCUGCAUGUACACCUGACAGCUACCCUUCCAUUUGACAGAAAUUUAAACAUCCUCUCUCAAGUUGUUCGGAUUUCAUAAAUCAAGAGGCAGGUGACCUGAUUUUGGAACUUGUGCGAGGAAAUCAGAAAAAGGAGGCAGAAUGCGGGACAUGCUGGAGAGGCUGCGAAAUGUUAGCGAGGAGUUGGAGAACAAUGAAGAAAUGGAAUAUGACGAGAGCAAGCUACCGACAGUUCAAGAGGCAAUCGUCUUUGAGAACUCCUUGGACAUUGAGAGCAUCCUGAAGGAAGCCGAGUCCAUACGCAAGGAGAUUUCCUUGCUCCUCUUGGAGGUGGAGCGCCUGAACAAGAACAAUGAGCGUUUUCGCACCACUGUCCGCCACUUUUCCACAGUCAAGAGGGACUCGGACAACAUCGCCAGGGGGAUCCAGAAGCAAGGCCAACAGCUGCAUACUCGAAUUUUGGCACUGGGUGAGGAAAGCAAGAAGAUGGAGAAAAGGGAGGGGCCCAAGUCAGCUUCCAGUCGCAUUGCUUGUAUGCAAUAUGACUCGCUCAUCCUUGCCUUCCAAGCUGCCAUGGGGAAUUACAACCAGGCGGAGGAAAUGCAGCGGUUCAUUUGCAGGGCGCGAAUCCAGCGGCAGGCCUCCAUAUUAGGGACUAAAAUCACUGACCAGCAACUAGAUGAAAUCGUAGACAAAGGGUGCAAAGGCUGGAGCGAGUUGUCCCAAAGCCUGCCGACCCAAGAGGGCCACUCCUCCCGCUGGGCAAUGAACGAAAUCAAAGACCGACACAAGGAGCUGGUGGAACUGGAGGCCCGGCUCAAGGAAGUCCACGAACUGUUCCAGGAAGUGGCCGCGCUGACGGAAGAGCAGUGCUCCAUGCUCAAUAACAUCGAGGCCAACGUGUCGCACACUCAGCACUAUAUUCAGAAAUCCAUUGUCGACAUCAACAGGGCAAAACAGUACAAGAAAAAAAAUCCAUUUUUGCAAUGUUGCCCAUGUCUACCCUGUUGGUCAGAAUAAACUAAAACAAAUAUUA